AUGCUACAGGCCAGCGCCGCCCCGUCGGGGGACCUGACUUUGGGGGUGCUGCUGCCGGGGCGCAACGUGAGCUACCCCUGGGCCUGGCACCGCAUCAAACCCGCCCUGAGCCUGGCGCUGGAGGCCCAGCUGCGCCCCCCAGGCCUCGCCCUCCGCACCGCCUUCGCCUCCACCGAGGGCCGGGAUGGCGACUGCAACCGCUAUGUGGCCCUGUGGGAGGCCGCGAAGCUGAAGUGCUUCCACGACCCGGACGUGCUGCUGGGGCCGGGCUGCGGCCACCCAGGCUACUCAGUGGGGCGCUUAGCCCAGCACUGGCAGCUGCCGCUCCUUCGAGCCGGGGCCUAUGCAAGAAGACGCGCAGAUCUCGGCAGCGCGGUGGUGUACGCCGGUCCCCUGGGGCCUGCCCUAUUCGCCUUCGUGCCCCGGCUGCACCGGCGCUUCAACUGGACCUCCCGCGCCGUCCUUGUGUACGCUGAGAAGCUCCAUGACUGGCAAUACCAUUACGCCUUCUUCAAGCGACUUGAAGAGGCCGUCUGGAUCGCCGACUUCCACCGAUAUGGGCAGCCCGAGGAGACGGUCCGGUUCAUCCGGGCCAAGGGGCGAGUGGUCUACAUCUUGGGGCCCCAUAAGAUGUUGCAGGAGAUCAUGCACCAGGCACAGGCUCAGAACAUGACCAGCGGUGACUACGUCUUCAUCUACCUGGACAUUUGGGGGGGAAGCCUGAGAGCUGAGGGGCAUCGUGAGGCCAAGAAGCCCUGGCAGAGCAUGGAGAGCCAAGAUACAGGAGUCCUCCGAGAGGCCUUCCAGACGGUGCUGGUGGUCGCUGCUCAUGAGCCCCAAACCCCUGAAUACCGGCGUUUCCAGAGCCAGCUGGUCCAGCGUGCCCAGAGGGACUUUGGUGUGGCUGUGAAUGACUCCGUGGGGACGCUGGUGGCCGGCUGCUUCCACGACGUGCUGCUGCUGUAUCUCAAGGCCCUGAACGAGACGCUGCAGGAAGGUGGAACCAAGCGGAACACCAGCCACAUCCUGGAGAAGAUGAGGGGACUGAAAUUCCAGGGUGUCACUGGGACAGUGAGCCUCAAUGGAGACAAUGAACGAGAGAUGGAUUUUGACCUGUGGGCCAUGAGGGAUGUGGAGAGCGGAGAAUUCCAGGUGGUGGCUCAUUUUGUGGGCUCAGAGAACCAGACGAACUGGCUGGGGCCCAUCCACUGGAAGAAGGGGAGCCCUCCUCUCAACGACCCGCCCUGUGUCUUCGACAUGGAUGACCCCUCCUGUGGUAAGAGUGGCCGAGUGGUGUGGGCAACUCCAUCGGUGACCCCAGGAGCACCAUCCCAGAUCCCCUUGGGGAUUCAUGUUCCCAUCAAGUCUCCUCUCGGGGCCAGCCGUGGGCCUGCCUCAGCAGAAGUGACGCUCUCCUGCCCGGCUCCAGAUGCGAGACAUCCCGUGGCCUGGUUCAGCAGGGUCUGCAUCGACCCACCCGGAAUGGAUGCUGCCCCUCCAGCAGCUUACAGGGGUUUUCUCAACGGCAUCAUCAUCUUCCAUUCCGUUCACGGCAUCAUUGGGCACCAUGACAGCCUCAAGUCUUCUGACUCUUGGUGA
Molecule: messenger RNA, 1599 nt
Organism: Heteronotia binoei (common prickly gecko)
Lineage: Eukaryota; Metazoa; Chordata; Lepidosauria; Squamata; Gekkonidae
Product: atrial natriuretic peptide receptor 2-like
Exons: 9
Coding region: 1-1599 (532 amino acids)
Cellular component (GO): membrane
Molecular function (GO): signaling receptor activity; peptide hormone binding
Source: RefSeq, a predicted model, not a curated record